UGUGUCGGGCCUUUACUGCGCUUGUGUAAAAUUAAUUAUUAUAACCCCUUUAUGCUUUUAGCGUCACUGAUAACAGUAGAAGUUAAACUCACUUGAAAAAAUUCUGAUAGGCUUACAGCUUCGUAGCUAACUCUUAGCUAACUUAGUUAGAGGACAUUGACAGUAGAAGUCAGGCUUAGUUAGCGGUCAAGGAAACACCUAUUUUCUAAACUUAGCUAAAUCAGCAUGAGAAAAUUCAGCCGAGACGUGAAACAUAAUUAAACAAACACUGAUAUUUCCCUCACAGGUGACAGCUAACUUACCAACAUGAUGUUCUACACACAACUCUUCACUUCUAAGCGCGGAUCACUAGCCAAAAUCUGGCUAGCAGCCCACUGGGAAAAGAAGCUAACAAAGGCCCAUGUUUUUGAAUGCAACCUGGAAACAACUAUCAGAGAAAUAAUUUCACCAAAGGUGAGAAUUGGUUUGCGGACAUCUGGUCAUCUGCUCCUUGGUGUGGUUCGAAUCUACUCCAGAAAAGCAAAGUAUCUCCUUGCAGACUGCAGCGAUGCCCUGAUUAAGAUUAAAACAGCUUUUAGGCCAGGUCAGACAGAUCUGCCGGUGGAGGGGCUUGAGGCCACAAUAAAAGCGAUUACCUUGGUCGAAGAUUUCACUACCUUUGAUCCCCAGCUUCCAGACCCCAGUGACAUAGAUGUUGUGGACCACUUUUCACUGAACCAGUGUCGAUUGGAGGAAAUCACUCUGAAAGAGGAUUUUGGAAAUAACUUUCUAAACUUUGCAGACAUUGGAGAUGAGCGCCAAAGUUAUCAUAAUGUAUUGAUGGAUGUGAGCUUCCAGAGCUUGGCUCAACAUGGAGAUGCAUUCGGGGAUGAGGACCGAGGAUUUGACUUACUCGAUUUUCUGGCGCAGUCCAGUGAUAAUGCUGAGGCCACAGAAUUCAUCCAGCAGAAUCCACAAAAUGAAAACCUGCCGAGCUCGCCUUUAUAUGAUCAGCAAGAGCCCAUAUGUUUGGCAGAUGCUAACAGAACGGAUUCCAUGGAAGUAGAGACCCCGAUGGCGAAUCAGACCACCCUGCUCGCUAAUGAGGAGGCCUUUGCUCUCGAACCUGUGCCCAUCACUCCAAACUCUGAGAGGAAGAAGGGGAAGAGGAAACGCAAAUUGGUGGUGGAUCAGACUAAAGAGCUGAGCAACGAAUGCAUCAGAAAGCAGCUUUCUGACUUUUCAGAUCUGGUCACUCCUUUGGACAUGGCCCCGCCCACUGUGCAGCUAAUGCAGUGGAAAGAGAGCGGAGGUGCAGAUAAACUCUUUGCACAGCCGUGUUCCACUGUUUUAUCGCUCCAGAUAAAGGAGCUUUUUGCUAGGAGUUUUUUCCAAGUGAAGCGCCGUGGUGUACGUGAGGAUGUUGAGGAGAUGCGCCACGAAGAGCAUAAAGCUCAGAGGGAACGAAGUGCCCUCACUACAGAAGUCAGUGUCAUGGAUUUAUCAGCUGAUCCUGAAAAAACACACAACACUGAGCUGACUGAACACGAUCACGUCAACGACAGCCAGCGUGAGAGCUACUCACAGCUCACACAAGAUGAAAACAGGUCAGAGCUUACUCAUCCAUCACUUCCAUCUGAAGACUCCAUAUUUGUCCACCCGCCUUACUUGGAGCACAGCACGCAGUCAACUUCCCUCCACACUCAGUCUAUGCUGAAUAGCCAGGACUUUGAGGAGAGGAGGAUAACCAGGCGAGCACAGAAGCUUCUGAACGCUCUAAAACAGAGCCAGCAUGACAGCAAAGACCCCACGUUCAGCCUGCAGGGAAUUUGUGAAGGAAGCAGUCGCUGGCAAGCUGCAACCACCUUCUUCUGUUUCCUCGUCCUGAAAAAACAAGAAGUCCUCCGCCUGUGUCAGACCGCUCCCUAUGAGGACAUCUCUGCCACACCUGGACCCAAAUUCUACAAUUAGUAAAAAGCAGAAGUCAGUCUUCUAACAUGCCAGCUUGACGCACAAUCACUGUGUCUGUUUAACUCUGAUAAGAUUAUAUUAAAGUUACUGAAAUAAGCUUCUGGAAUAAAUAGUAUAAACUGCAUUAAAUGAACACAUAUUACUCUGUUUAUAUGUUUGCUUGUUCUGGGUUUCAGUGAAGGAACACGUUUCCUAAAAUGCUUGGCCAUACUGUUUUAUCAGGUCUCUGAUUUUACAUAUUCAAUUCUCUAUAUGUUUUAGUCUGCUUUCUGCUUUUUCUGUCGUGUAUAUUUAUUCCAGACACAAGAUCUCAGAAGUUAUUUCUGUGACCAGUUACACAAAAAAAAUGUCACAUAGCUCUUUGUUGUUUUAUCUGAAAUGUUGCUGUUCUUCAUUCUUCAAAACUUUCUUUAACAACGUAUUUAACGUGACUCUUUAGCAGGUAGAAAUAUGUUGUUAAAGUUAAUUAUUUAAGUAGUGAAAAUUUAGAAGUUUCUCUAUUCGUGCUGUGUCUUGUAUUGGCUGAUGCAU
This is a messenger RNA of Haplochromis burtoni (Burton's mouthbrooder), 2481 nucleotides long. It is a transcript of the gene rad21l1, whose product is annotated as RAD21 cohesin complex component like 1. Bases 307 to 1950 code for a protein of 547 amino acids. Gene Ontology annotation, cellular component: cohesin complex; synaptonemal complex. The transcript has 13 exons. Gene Ontology annotation, biological process: synaptonemal complex assembly; replication-born double-strand break repair via sister chromatid exchange; mitotic sister chromatid cohesion. Gene Ontology annotation, molecular function: chromatin binding; protein binding. Lineage: Eukaryota; Metazoa; Chordata; Actinopteri; Cichliformes; Cichlidae. The record is from RefSeq and is a predicted model, not a curated record.